UUUCUGUUUUUACUGUAUUUUGAUCAGAUAAAUGCAGCUUUGAUAAACAAGAGACCAUCAGAAUGAGAGCUGAUUCAAAGUUAAAAUGUUUUAUAAUGGAUUUAUUUACACAAACAAAGUUUUUCACUUCACAAGACGUUAACUGAUGGACUGGAGUGGUCUGGAUUACUUGUGGACUAUUGUGAUGUUUUUAUCAGCUGUUUGGACUCUCAUUCUGACGGCACCCAUUCACUGCAGAGGAUCCAUUGAUGAGAAAGUGAUGUUAUGCUACACUUCUCAAAAUAUGUUCGGAUGAAGAAACAGACUUAUCUACAUCUUGCAUGGCCUGAGGGUACUGAAACUGGCGCUGAGACGGAGUGCGAGGAUGGACAGUUUCAGUGCAACAAUAAAAGAUGUAUUCCCACCAUAUGGAGAUGCGAUGAUGAUGAUGACUGCUCUGACAACAGCGAUGAGGAGAACUGCCUGAAGAACACAUGUGCUCCCUCAGAGUUUGCAUGUGCGAACGGUCAGUGUGUUCCUGGGCGUUGGCGGUGUGAUGGAGAACCCGAGUGUCCGGACGGAUCGGAUGAGGCUGAUGCCACCUGCACAGUCAAACAGACAUGUCCACCAGAGAAGUUUGACUGUGGAGGGAAGUGUGUGUCGCUGUCCUGGCGUUGUGACGGAGAAAGAGACUGCGAAAAUGGUGAAGAUGAAGCAGACUGUGCAGCAGAUGCCAGGUCCUGCUCAGCGGGCGAGUUCCAGUGUCGUAACCGUAAAUGUUUAGCACCGGUCUAUGUUUGUGACGGCGAUGACGACUGUGGAGAUGGCAGCGAUGAGGAGAAGUGCUCUCCGCCCACCUGUGGGCCACACGAGUUUCGCUGUAACAGCUCAGAGUGUGUGCCGCAGCCCUGGACCUGUGACGGCGACCCUGACUGCGCUGACGGCUCUGAUGAGUUGGCGGGGCGAUGCGUGGGCGGGUCUGGACGCCCGGCUCCGCCCCCCACCCGGAGACUGCAGUGCGGUGCUGGAGAAUUUCGUUGCGGCAGCGGGGAGUGUGUGAAACUGGCCUGGAGGUGCGACAGGGACCCUGACUGCAAGGACAAGUCAGAUGAGGUCGACUGCCCUCUGCUCACAUGCCGACCUGAUGAGUUCCAGUGCGGAGACGGAUCCUGCAUCCACGGCAUCAAGCAGUGCAACAAAAUACACGACUGCCUCGACAAAAGCGACGAGGCUGGCUGUGUCAACGCCACAAAGUGUGAAGGACCUCUGAAGUUCCUCUGCAGGAAUGGAGAAUGCAUUGACGGCAGCAAGGUGUGUGAUAAUGUGAAGGACUGCAAGGAUCGGUCGGACGAACCCAAGAAGGAGUGCAGUUUGAAUGAAUGCUUGCUUAACAAUGGAGGCUGCUCACACAUCUGUGUGGACCGUCCCAUCGGAUACGAGUGCCAGUGUCCUGCUGGCUAUAAGCUUCUGGACAAGAGGACAUGUGGAGAUAUCGAUGAGUGUGAGAACCCUGAUGCCUGCAGUCAGAUCUGCAUUAAUCUGAAAGGGGAUUUCAAGUGUGAAUGUCACCCGGGUUAUGAGAUGGACCCCGUAAGCAAGACCUGCAAAGCUGAGGGAAAAAGCCCUUACCUGAUGUUCACGAACAGGCACGAGAUCAGACGCAUUGACCUGGUGAAGAGGGACUACACACAGGUGGUUCCUACGCAGAAGAACGCAGUGGCCAUUGAUAUCGACGUCUCCGCCAACCGCAUGUACUGGUGUGACCGUUUUCAACACAAAAUAUACAGUGCUUACAUCCACGAGGCGAGCGACCCGUCUCGACACGUUACUCUGAUCGACUCGGAUCUGCAUUCCCCUGAGGGUCUGGCACUGGACUGGGUCCAGCACAACCUCUACUGGACCGACUCGGGCGACAGAACCAUCUCUGUGGCUUCAGCGGAUGGCAGCAGGAGACGCGUGCUGAUCAGCACCGAUCUGAGCGAACCACGAGCCAUCGCUGUGGAUCCAGAGAGAGGGUUCAUGUAUUGGUCUGAUUGGGGCAUCAGGGCCAGGAUUGAGAAGGCUGGAAUGAAUGGUGUAGAUCGGCAGGUGCUGGUGUCUGAGGACAUUGAGUGGCCCAAUGGAAUCACACUCGAUGUGGUUGGUAAGCGCUUGUACUGGGUGGACUCAAAACUGCACCUGAUCUGCAGCGUGGAUUUAAACGGGGCCCAUCGCAGAGUCAUCCUGUCCUCCAGCGAGAGACUCGGCCAUCCGUAUGCCCUCGCUGUGUUCGAGGAUCACGUGUACUGGACGGACCGUGAGAAGGAGGCCGUCUACAGUGCAAACAGACUCACAGGACAGGAUGUGACCAGUCUUGCCGAGCACCUCAAUGACCCUCAUGAUAUAGUGGUUUUCCACGAGCUGAGCCAGCCUGCGGCUCCUGACAGCUGUAACCUGAGUGGCGUGACUAACGGAGGCUGUGACUUCCUGUGCCUGCGAGCUCCUCAGAUCAGUGAACACUCACCCAAAUACACCUGCGCUUGCCCUGAUGGCGAGGAGCUCAGCCCUGACACACGCCAAUGCAUACCCGUGCAAAAUGAGACUGUGGUCACACCUACUGUCCCCAUCAACAUCACCAAUGAGACAGGGGCUGGCCGGGCACCAGAGUCCCCUGCAGUAGUGACAUCUCAGUCUGACAGUAUGGCUGAAACCACUCUCUCAUCACUCCUCACCUCCAGCCCAGAGGAACCGGCCAUCUCCUCUAAUACUACAGCAGAGCACAGUCCUACACAAGCGUCCAGCACCACACCAGACAGCCUGAGCAACCUGUCUCAUCACUCUGGCAAUGAGUUGUUUCUCCUUGGCCGUAAUCUGACAGUGGCAGUGCUUGGAGUUGUAAUUCCCAUAGUUCCUAUUGUUGCCACAGUGGUCUUCGGAGUGGUGUGUGCCGGCAUUUACCUCGUUUACCGCAACUGGAGGAGGAACAGCACCAAAAGCAUGAACUUCGACAAUCCCGUCUACCGCAAAACCACAGGAGAGUCAGAGGAGGACGAGAUUCACAUCGGUCGGACUGACGGGCUCGCUGGCCAUCACCAUACUUACCCCGGGCCCGUGGUCGGCAUGACGCCAGUCGGUACGGGGACGUGCCCGCCAUUCAUCGCUCUGCCUCUGGGGACCGGUUUACCAGACCCUGCCACACACUGGUACACAGAGCAGCCCACCAUCUCUAGUACUAAGUGAAAGGGAGGACGACUCUAGAAAUACUGUGACCGCAGGGAGCAGGACUGACACGUGGCUGCCAAGCUAUGCAGGAACUGAAUGGCAUUUAGCGAGCUGAAUCAUUCUUAACAUGCCCAGGUUUUGAAGUACGCUGAAGUGCAAACGCUGGGUUGAUUAAACAAAAGGUUUAGACAUUUCAGACCCAUAUUCAUUAGGUCCAUUUUAAGCGUCAUUUUAUUGCUGGUUGGAACCACCAACUGGUUCAAACCUGCAUUAUUUAUAUUUAUCUUAUAAUCCUAGACAAAUCUAGCACUGUAACUGGCAUUAAAUUUACUACAUAAAUGUUGAAACUAGUCUAUUAGACUAGAAAUGUCCAGCACUUUUGCUAAAGCUGCAGAGAGAAACAGUUUUUGACCCUUAUUACUAACAUGGCAGUGUUUCAUUUAGUCAUCAGGUUUCCAAAAUUUCCUAAUUAACCAAUUAAUUUGAUUACAAUUUACAAUGUAUUACAUUAUAAAGUACCUUUUAAUAGGCUUAACAAAAAAUUAGACACAUUAUUCCAGAAAUAAUCUUUGAUGGCUCAAGGGCAAACAAGCAAUUUUAACUGCUUGGUGUCAUGACUUUUUUUUUAGAAUUGUUUAAUAAUGAUAAAAUGUAUAAACAGUGAUUUGAAACUAUGAAACAGUUACCUGUAUCAUAUUAUAACCGUUUUAUUUAAAUAAUCUUUGACCUAUUGCCUCGUUACAGACAUAAUAACACGCGAGGUGUUAACAUGAAAUCAAAAUGGACUUAUUCACUUUCCUAUGUUUGGUCAUACUGUACACGUUUCUUCUGUGCAUAUGAUUCCAAAGAAAAAAAUAUUUGUCUUAGAAAACUUGAUUCUGAAUUCUGAAACAACUUUUGUUUUUUGGCUAACGUCACUAACAACUUUAAUAUGGAGACCGCUCUUCAUGAUCCAUUCAGUUCCCAAUGCAUAAAAUCAAGUCCCACCUUUUUUCUUCAUUAAAUGUUCAAAUUUCAUUCAGAAAUGCUGAGCAAAGGCUGCAAAUGUUGUUUCAUGUUAACUUUAACAGCAAUUAAUACUAGGAUGUUUACAUUUUAGGUUUUCAACUUAGAACGCACCCAACAAAGAAAGAUAUCAAUACAAAAAUAUUCCCAAACUUGAUAUGUUUUGUCCGUUUCAUCAGUAUUAUCCACUUUUUAUAGGUGUGUUUAUUCCAUAGAGAGACAUUGUAUAUUCAUCACUCGCAUGCAAAUGAAAAGCCAUUGUCCUUGAAUUCACACGACUGUCUGGUGAGGCUGCGGACGCGUCUCUGUGGGGCUCCACCGCACUGCAGCUACGACUUGGCAAGACACUGAAAUUGGCAGAGUACCCUGGUUAGUGGAGCAAACCCUAGCGUAAUCACUCCGAGCCGGAAUAGAUGUUACGAGGGUCAGCGCGAGUGCGUUACACAGCGGGGUCUCUUGUGGUUCACACCGAGCUGCGUUUCGCUAGGCGUAAACCAGUGGUAAUUUAUGAAAUGUCACAGUUUCACACGUCUGUUUCUGUUAUUGGAGUUUGUCGUGCCGCCCACUUACAGUACAUUCACUUUCAUGUUGUUGUUUAUCUCCGGAGCGGAGAAACGGGGAGAACAUAAGUUGAUAGUCGCCCCAAGGGUCUAGCAUAGCUACAGGCACUGAGCUAAAGGAUACAUAAGCACUAGGUUGACGUCUAAACACAUUAGAAUCACGUUAACGUUGGGGAAAAAGUGUCUGGGACUGGCAUGUGUGCAGACAGCCUGCUCAGCAGAUUUAGUGCUCAUGCCUCGCUGUAAUAGAUGCACCGACCUUUAAAGAUGCUCUGAAAGGCCAUACAUUCCAAAUGCUGGACAUUUAUUUGCGCGGUUGUUUUUAACACGGGGUACCUCUGCAUUCUUCUGUCAUGUGCUGUGGGGACGUUUGGUUUUGUCUCAGGGAGAUGGUAUAGAGAGUGGUGAAGGGUUUCAGUUAGUUAUGAUAAUUGGAAUGGGAAAUAAUGUGUAACAAUGCAUUCACUGUCGAGAAAACAUAAAAUGCGCCUUGCGUAGGUCGACCUAAGAUGUGAUGCAUAGAGACUGGCUUUGGUCAGAGAGAUUUUUUUAGAGGGCUAGUACUGGUAUUGUCGUCCAGGUCACCAAACAUGCCAAAGUCACAUUUCACCCCAAAAUGAAAAGAAAGAAAACAUAUUUUACACAAUGAAAUAUGUACUGUAUGCACACUACUGUUCAAAAGAUUUUUCAAAAGUUGUUGAAAGAUUUGUGUUCACCAAGCCUGUAAUUAUUUGAUCAAAAAUACAGUAAAAACUGUAAUAUUGUUGAGUAGUAAUAUUACAAUUUUAAAAACUUUUUUUCUAUUUUAAUAUAUUAUAAAAUGUAAUUUCUUUCUGUGAUCAAAGCUGAUUUUUCAGCAUCUUUACUCCAGUCUUAAGUGUCACUUGAUCCUUCAGAAAUCAUUCAAAUAUGCUUCCAUAGUAAGAAAAUAAGAUCAUCAUCAUGAGGGUGAGAAUUACCAGGGACAAAUGUUUUACAAUACAAUAAAGGUCCUUAAGGUAGGCUUUGUUUUUGUUUUCAUGCAAAAUACAUUUUGUUAUUUCUGUCUUUUGAUUUUGGGGUGAAAUAUGACCUGAACAUUUUUCGUGAGAUUCACUCGCUGAGGCUUUUUUUCCUUAUACUUUAUAUUAUGAGGGUGUCUUUGGUGUCCUAUCCUUUGAAUAAAUUGUCAGACAAAAGGACAGUUUUUUUUUUUUUCUCAUUUGGGUGGUCAGGAAGACCAGCUGUUCAUUCACAGAUUCUGAGAUCAGAUGUUACCUCAUUAAUAUUAAAGAGCAUCGCUCUAGGAUUUCAAAUGAAGACUCCCUCAUAAGAGAGGAGCAUUAAAUAUUCUGUGUGUGUGUGUGUGUGUGUGUGUGUGUGUGUGUGUGUGUGUGUGUGUGAGAGAGUGUGUGCGAGUGUGUGUGAAUGUUAAUAUGUGCGUUCAGAAUGCAUUUAUUUGUGGUGUGAAAGUUAAAUCAGUGUGUAAUGUGAUUAUGGAAUGCGAUGUGUAAAUACGUUUUCAUACAAAUACUUUUGAUACACCUUUGUAAAAAUGUAUAUAAGAUUUUAGAUAACAGUAUUGCCUAUGAAUUAAUUUAUUUGGAAUAUAUGAUCAUUGUUUUCUGAUGGUAAAAUAAUAUAUUCUGCCAAAGUGUUUUUGUGCUGUUGGUAUUAUUCAUUUUUGCUGUUCGUAUUUUUUUACUUUUUGAAUUUAUUUUGAUCUUUAUUUUUGCAUUUUAAGGCUUUAAUAUAGAAUAUUUUGAGUAGUUUAAUUAAAUUACAUUGUUAUUGCACUAUAUUUUGCAAACACAAAACUUAUUUUUCUUUUUUUGUGCCUUGUUUUGUGAUUUUUACCAACACUGAUUUCAACACUGUCUGAUCUCUGACUGCAUAAACUUUAUUGUGGCAUAAUGGUCUCAUUGUAUUUCAAAUGUUUCUCUUUAUAUGUCUCUCUAUAAAUUGAUAU
This is a messenger RNA of Onychostoma macrolepis, 6693 nucleotides long. Its product is annotated as low-density lipoprotein receptor-related protein 8-like. Lineage: Eukaryota; Metazoa; Chordata; Actinopteri; Cypriniformes; Cyprinidae. The transcript has 18 exons. Bases 265 to 3198 code for a protein of 977 amino acids. Gene Ontology annotation, molecular function: protein binding; calcium ion binding. The record is from RefSeq and is a predicted model, not a curated record.